This is a messenger RNA of Caenorhabditis elegans, 1596 nucleotides long. It is a transcript of the gene F44E7.5, whose product is annotated as F-box domain-containing protein. Bases 147 to 1388 code for a protein of 413 amino acids. The record is from RefSeq and is marked reviewed. The transcript is spliced from 5 exons. NCBI's taxonomy places the organism in Eukaryota, Metazoa, Nematoda, Chromadorea, Rhabditida, Rhabditidae.
ACACUCUCUCGCUUAGGCCCUUCCAACACAUGCCUGCAGGGCCUAUUGCAUCAUCUCUCGCAACGAGCGAGUAUAUAAGGCGAAGCGGGACGAGCCUACCAGCCUAUUUUUUGUUUCUUCUAGCACCUGUCUGACCCCACCUAAACAUGGAAUUGUCUACCGAUUUGUGGGAAAAGAUCUCGUAUUCUCUUGCUGAUCAUCCACCAUCACUUUGUCUUCUUUCGAAGUCUUCCUCAAAGCUUCGCGAGCUUGUCCAGUUCGUCAUUGGACAUUACGAGGCUCAUCUCCACAUCACGCUUCCGAAGGAUGAGUGCUGCGACGAGGAGAAGUGUUCCAAGGAGAAGGUGCAAUUCGAAAUGAUUCUCAAUCGGAAAGGAAGCUACCGACGUGGAAGAGCUCAUUUCCACUCCAUCUUCACGUGCCUCACUGACAAGAUCGACUUGGCAGUCAAUGAUCUUUUGGAGCUGUUCGCCAAGGAACUCAUUACUCUUCGAUUCAACAACUUCCCUGAAAAUUCGGAUGUUUUCACCGUCUUCAACAAGCACUCUUUGCCAAAGUGUGAGGAUAUCUGCUUCAAUGGAUCACUUCCAGUACACAAUGGAGUCUCCGAUAUGUUCCACUCGUGCCAUAAUAUGAAGCGCCUUGUGAUUAGUAAUCCGAAUACUGACACCGAUUUCUCCCAGUUUUGGCCAAAGUUGAAAGGAAGCAAAGUGGAAACUCUGGAUCUAAUGGACAUCGAGUCAUUCCACCACACUUCCACGAAAGAGUUCAAGCUUCCAUUAAGCUUGAGACAACUUUUCUUCUGUCCAAAGCAAGAAGUCAAGUGCAAGCAUGCUGAAAACAUUGCCACACUUCUAUACUCCGCGAAUUGGAAACGGGUUUAUAUCCAUUCGGAAGACGUUCUCGAAGCAAUCAACUCUAAACUCUACAAACGGCUCAAAUCUGUCACAGAGUUCUGCUUCUCAUCGAAAGCAUUCACCAUCGAUUAUGCAAUCGCCUUCCUUCAAAAAUGUGACCAGGUCAAGUGCUUCAACUGGUUCGGACUUCAUUCAUGUGUGGCUCCGAUUGUAAUUGCACGACUUCUGACUGACAUCCCACGGAGCAUUGUUUUCGGUGGCUGCGUUGCUUGUCGAAGUGGAGAAACCGUUGGAAACGGUGGAUUCAUGGAAGUUGGAAAUCGCGUCGCUGUCGUUCAAGUCACCAAACUUCUCGAACGCGAAGAUUUCAAAUCUCUCUACGGGAAAACUUUGGCUGAUGCAGUUCUCUUCGAGCGGCCAUUCAACGCCAACUCUGUAUCUGUUAUGUAUAUACAAAAGAAGGAUUCAGUUUGCGGUCCAAACUGUCUCGAUAUUCAUGAGAUCUCUCAAAAAGCUGGUCUAGUUCUCUAAACUGUUUAUUUUUCAUAUUACUGUACAUUUUUGCGUUCAAAUUGCCUUUAAAAGUACAACUCAAGGAAUUGUCCCUAUGGCUUUCAGUUAAUAUUUUCAUUCGGUUCUUCCAGUAUCAGGCCUCGUUCUCUGUUUUUUUUUCUGAUUAAAAAUAAAAUUAAUCAUUCAUUAUGAAAUGUUGAAUUUUCAAAUAAAUGAUACGAUUACA